Aureobasidium uvarum is the source of this 258-nucleotide messenger RNA. The record is from the annotation of a GenBank genome assembly. NCBI's taxonomy places the organism in Eukaryota, Fungi, Ascomycota, Dothideomycetes, Dothideales, Saccotheciaceae.
AUGUGCAGAGAACAACGUAAGGUCUGGUACCAGUGCCGCCACGAGCUCGUCUUCAAGUACUAUUGCAGAAACGCCAGACGCACAGGCGUGGCUUGUCCAGCAAACGAAUGGCAGUACGAGAAGCUGGAAUUCUUUGGAGGUACCAACAUCCCUUGCGAGCAUCCAGACUGUGUGAGAUGGAACAGACGUCUAGCAGAGAUGCGCCAGGAGGCUUUAGAGAGAAACAUCGCAGACGCUAUGCAUCGUCGCAUUGAUUGA